This is a messenger RNA of Culex pipiens pallens (northern house mosquito), 1710 nucleotides long. RefSeq names its product cytochrome P450 9e2-like. The record is from RefSeq and is a predicted model, not a curated record. The coding region runs from base 30 to 1625 and encodes 531 amino acids. NCBI's taxonomy places the organism in Eukaryota, Metazoa, Arthropoda, Insecta, Diptera, Culicidae. Gene Ontology annotation, molecular function: iron ion binding; monooxygenase activity; oxidoreductase activity, acting on paired donors, with incorporation or reduction of molecular oxygen. The transcript has 2 exons.
GCAAAAAAUCUCAAGUGUAUUACGCAACAAUGGGAGUGUUCAUUGCGUUGGCCUUGUUUCUGCUUGCGUUAUAUCUAGCCUAUCGAUGGAGCAUCGCCAGCUACGAAUACUUCAAACUACGUGGCGUCCCCUUCGUGAAGCCUUUGCCCCUAGUCGGAGGAAUGUUCCCGGUCCUAUCCGGUACCGUGUUCAUCGUUGAUUGCAUCUCCGAAGGGUACCGGCAGUUUCGGGCGAGUCGAUUCUCCGGACUGUUUAUGUUUCGCCAGCCGGCCUACUUGAUCCACGAUCCGGAGCUGAUCAAGAAGAUUGCGAUCGUGGAUUUUGAACACUUUGUGGACCAUUCGUUUAAAUUUUCAACCAAAAUGGAUCCCUUUUUGGGACGAUCGCUGUUUUUUAUGGAUGGACUACGGUGGAGACAGGGCAGAUCAGGGUUGAGUCCGGCGUUCACCGGAAGCAAGAUGAGGAGUAUGUUUGGACUGUUGACGAGUUACUGCGAAGGUGCGAUGGAAAGACUGGCCAACAGUGGAGGUGUGCGUGAGAUGGAGUUGAACGAUCUUUUUAAAAGAGUUGGCAACGAUGUGAUGACCUCAAUUUCGUUUGGUAUCGACGUUGAUUCUGUCAAAGAUCCUCAAAAUGAUUUCUUCCAAAACGGCAAAAGCUUCACAAACACUGAAGGAAUCCAGGGAUUCAAGUUCUUCCUAGCAACGAUGAUUCCGGAAUACAUUUUCACGUUUCUUAGGAUUCGAUUGACUCCCGCUCCUGUGGCUCAAUUUUAUGAAACUGUUGUAACCUGUUCAAUCAAGUCUCGUGAGGAGAAGAAUGUCAUUCGUCCGGAUUUCAUCCAUCUUUUGAUGCAGGCUCGCAAGAAUAUCCUUCAAGAGGAUCAAUCCGAUAGGAACCUCGAAAGUGCAGGAUUCUCAACUGUUCCGGAGCACUUGCAGUCCUCAACAUCGGAUCUUGUCGAGUGGUCAGAUCUGGACAUAACCGCAGCGGUAGCUUCAUUCUUCUUCGGAGGAAUCGAAAGCACGACUACAAUGCUCUGCUUCACCGUCUACGAAGUAUCGCUACUUCCUGAAAUUCAAGCCAAACUUCACGCGGAGAUUGAUUCCGUUCAAAAUAAUCUAGAAGAUCACAAACUAACCUACGAAUCAAUUCAGAAAAUGAAAUACCUGGACAUGGUGGUCUCGGAAACCCUUCGACUGUGGCCGCCAAUCGGGUUGACCAACCGGAAGUGCACCAAAGACUACAUCAUGAAAAACAACGAUGGAACACAGGCCACGCUCACCAAAGGUGACAUCGUUCAAAUCCCAAUCCAAUCAAUCCACCGAGAUUCUCGCUUCUUCCCGGAACCGAUGCGUUUCGAUCCGGAGCGGUUUUCCAACGAGAAUCGUAACCUGCUCAACCAGGACGCCUACAUGCCCUUUGGGCUGGGACCGCGGAACUGUGUGGGGUCGCGGCUGGCACUGAUGCAGGCCAAGUGUAUUUUGUACUAUUUGUUUUUGAACUUUGAGGUGCAGAUAUCGAGCCGGACCGAUGUGCCGAUGCAGCUGGAUAAGCGUUCGAUGGGAGUGAACGCGAAGAAUGGGUUCUGGUUUCAUUUGGUGCCUCGUAGGGAGGGCGUUUAAAAAUGGUAAACUUUGAUAUUUUGUUAAUUUUCAUGAAUCAAAUAAAUGUAUGUUUGAAUAAAAGAAUAUAUUUGUUUUACUACAA